Molecule: messenger RNA, 1765 nt
Organism: Paramisgurnus dabryanus
Lineage: Eukaryota; Metazoa; Chordata; Actinopteri; Cypriniformes; Cobitidae
Gene: sptssb
Product: serine palmitoyltransferase, small subunit B
Biological process (GO): ceramide biosynthetic process; endoplasmic reticulum organization
Cellular component (GO): serine palmitoyltransferase complex
Molecular function (GO): serine C-palmitoyltransferase activity
Source: RefSeq, a predicted model, not a curated record
CCUGUUGUCUUGCGUUUUGCCCUGCGCGUGAAUAUGAAGAACAUAAGGGAAUACGUGGGAUGGUUGUACUAUCAGUACCUGCUCAUGACCGGCAUCUACGUGCUGGAGCCGUGGGAGAAGUCCAUCUUCAACACGGUCCUGUUUACCAUGGUGGCCAUGGUCAUUUACACCUCGUACGUCUUUGUGCCCAUUCAUGUGCGUCUGGCGAUGGAGUUCUUCUCAGGACUGAUCCAAGGAGAACGCUGUGGAGCUCAUGAGCUGAAUGUAAGGACAGAUCUGCUGUCAUGCUAGAUUGUCUUUUACUUUUCUACUCUGGAUUAAACAAGCCAGUUGACUUAAUAAGACUCAUCAGCUUCCCAAAGUCUUGGAAAGUUAUGGAAAUUCCUGUGCAGUUGCGGAUAAUGUUUAGCAUGUUAUCAGCGUUCACAUACAGAGCAUCAUCUGCGCAGACCUGCAUGUCAGCGAUCUGCUGUUUCUCCUCAUCAUCUUUGCUUGACAAAGACAUUUUGAUCACUGAUCUGACUUGACUUUUGUCCCAAUGCAAAUGAAGAGCUGUCAGAUUUACAUUUCCAUUUAUUAAGAUUAUUGCACACUGAAUUUUAUAUUUUGUAAUGAUCUAUGCAAUCUUGCAGCUCUAUAUGGACGUAAAAGCAUUUAUUUUAUAAGAAUAAAUCAUCUGCACCUGAUCACAUACACACUGUAAAACAAAUAUGCCGCAUAAAGUUAAAACAACGAGGUUUUGCAAGUCAAUUCAACCUACUGUUUUAAGUUGACAUAACAAGUUGAAAUUGUUUAACUUAAUUUGUUAAGUUAAAGUACCAAAAAAUUCAUGUUGAUUUGAACAAAAUGCUGCAUUUUUUUUAAAGUGAAGUAUCAUGCUUAGAAAUGUUUGCCACGAUUGGAUUGUUCUGGUGGGGCUGUGAUGAUUUGUUUGCAUGCACACACAAUGCUGGAAAAUAAUGGGCAAGCCCACACUAAACCUGACACAAUAACCCACUUUGUGUCGCAUGUUUGUUUUUUAAAUAUUUAAGCUACUAAAUAGUACAUCAAAUACAAUUAACCUGUAUAUACUCUUUCAGUCAAUACCCUUCUUUAUUUACCAGAUUAUUUCUGAUUUAUUUAUCCAGUGAGUGUACACAAAUGAUCUUUAGUAACUACAUUUCGAGUUAUUAAACUGCUAAUCUGACACAUGAUCUCAAACUGAUAUCGUUUCUAAUUUUUACCAGUACUAUCUGUCACUGUGAAGUCACAUCUGAUGGCUCGAGUCUGAUAUUAUGUAUGCAUUUUUCAGAAAUAAACUCGUUUCACUAAAUGUCUCUUGUGUUUUUAACACAAUACGGUAAGAAUGUGCCGGUUUGAACAGGAUAUGCGUUUGUCUAUUACAAACUGUAAAGGAGCAAAGCAACCAAACUGGUUUUCCAAGUCUAAUUUUAUGGAGACCUCAGGGCUUAUCUAAUGCACUUCUAACAGGCCGCUUAUCCUACCUGCAUUUCUAAAGACCCAAAAGCAAACACUGAAUUCUUUCUUUUGUUGUUAAGUUUAAUAUUGUUGUAUUAAAUUAUUGCAUUGGUGAGACAUGCAGCCGACAAGUGACCAGAAAAACAUGACAUCUGAAUAACAACCCUGAUCUCAUGAGAAUUUGUACACAUUUUAUGAGUAUGCCGAUUCGUAUGAAUUAAUAAGAAGUUAAUCGUACAAAAACAUACGAUUAUUAUAAAUAAAGAAACCUCACAACCGUGCCCCUAACCCCAAGAUCACAGGGAUA